AUGGCCCCGCAAUUCGCGCUCCUUCUCGUUCUCCUCUCCCUCCUCCCCCUCGUGCUCCCGCAUCCCGUCCGCCUCCCCACCGCACCUUGCGCCGCGCGAGUCGCCACGCGGACCCUCGAGGGGCGCGGGGCGCACCGCGUGCUGCGCACGUCGCUCCACGUGGCAUGCCGCGCCGAUGUGUUCCGUCCACGUCAUCCAGGCGGUGCGCACGUGGCGUGCGGAGAAGCGCCCGUUACGAGAAUGGGGAGUCGCGGUUACAAUGGGAAUGAGGGGGAAACGGAAGGAGGGAGAACCGACGGCGGAGAGAAGGAGCGGCCGACAGAUGGGUGCAGAGCGGUUCCAGAGCUCAGUAGCUGCACUGCUGCUAGUGAAAGCGUGGGAAGCGGUGGGGCGGCAGGGAGGACACGUGUCACAAUACUAUUGGAGCAGCCCGUGCCACGUGGGCUGUAUGCCGAUCCGUUUGAGCUGGAGCGAAUCCUGCGACCAGGGGGGAAGCAGAGGGAGAGCGGAAGUGGGGAGAUGCGCAGUGAAGGCGGGGGAGUGUGCAGUGAUGGGGGAAGGGGCGCAUUGAGGAGGGGACAGCCAGAGGGCGACCGAGCCUGGGUGGUAGGUCCGGUGGAGCUGGAGCAGCCGGCGCCGCGGUGUGAAGCAACAGUGGCUCUCAUGGAAAGGGACGUGCCAGUGGGAGAGGGGGAGGAGGAAGGCGCAGGGGGGAAAGUGAGAAAGGGGGAAGGGGACGUGCACGCGGGGGAGAGGAAGGGGGAGAAGGGGGGCGUGCGUGAGGGGGAAGAUGAGGUUACUUUCUCAGUGGAGUUCAGCCUGCCUCUGCACUCUCGUUACCCGGUAACCAUGCUAUCUUAA
Messenger RNA from Closterium sp. Naga37s-1, 861 nucleotides. The record is from the annotation of a GenBank genome assembly. Lineage: Eukaryota; Viridiplantae; Streptophyta; Zygnematophyceae; Desmidiales; Closteriaceae.